Molecule: messenger RNA, 802 nt
Organism: Drosophila rhopaloa
Lineage: Eukaryota; Metazoa; Arthropoda; Insecta; Diptera; Drosophilidae
Exons: 2
Coding region: 26-661 (211 amino acids)
Source: RefSeq, a predicted model, not a curated record
UCCAAGAACCGAAAGCCAAACGACAAUGCUAAGAUUUGGACAACAACUGAUGCUGCUGGCGAUGGCCUGUUUGGCUCUGCAAACGGCCCACGGAUGGUUUUUGAAACUGCCCAAGCUGGAGGCAAAACUGGAGGCCAAGGAGGACAUAGAGGAGGCAAAGCUGGACUGGUUCGAGGGCAAAAAGCAGAAGGAGUUCCUCAAGAAGCUGGAUUUCCUCAAUUUGUUCACCGAAAAAGUGGAGGCUAAGCUCGAGAAGAAAGAGGACGAGUGGGAGAAAUUCAAACAGUGGUGGGAUGAAAAGAAAGAAAAGGAGUUGGCCUUCUUCGAGGCCAAAAAAGACAAGGAGUUGGCCUUCUUUGAGGCCAAAAAAGACAAAGAGCUGGCCUUUUUCGAGGGCAAGUUGUCCAAGAAGACUGGCAAAAAGAGCAAGUCGAAGAAGACCACAGUGAAGCCUUGCUACAGCUACCAGGAGGAGAGUCCCGCUCACUAUUAUUCCGGGGAGGAGGUCACCGAAGCGGACUACGAGCAAUCCGAGGAGGUCACCGAAAAACCCCGCCGAAAGAACCACGAACGUAAGAGCUACGAACGGCCAGCAUAUUCACUACCCACAAUUUACGAUGUGAGGGACGAUUCGGCGGAGGGCAUUCGCUACUUUACCUGAAAGGACGAAGGACCAAGGACCAAGCUAAUUGGCUCGGAUGGAUGGACGGAUAUUUAUUUAUUGCAUUUUCUCUGGUCGCUCCUCUUCUCUUUUUACAUAAUUACAUUUUUAAUAAAUAUAAUUAAAAUUCACAUAGCUGAA